CUCAGUCAUGGGGCUCAGUCAAUGGAGGAACUUCCUCAUUAUUCUGGCUAUUGCUGCCCACAUUUGUGUGUUGUGUUAUGCUGCUUCAGGUCAGUCAUGUUCAAAAAGCAAAUGUACUUUCAAAUUUGUUUUUUGUGUUCACAGUUCAUAUAUAUGUAUUUGCUAAUCUCAUGUUUAUCAGUUUCUGUUGGAUUUAAAAGUAAAGGAAAGUGCUAUGGAGACGUUCAAAUCCAAGACAAGAAUAUGGAAACAUUCGAUGAUGACAGAUGGCACUUCAACAACAGCAAAGUGCUUUGCAGAAACACUGGUUGUGGGACAGCACUGGAGUCACUGGAGUCACUGAAGUCACUGAAAUCAGAGACGACCCCCACAUCUAAAACCCCCGAUUUUUGGUGUACGGGAAAUGAAAACUCUUUUGAUGAAUGUCAGCGCAAGAAUAACAAGACCCAGAACUCAACUGCCAAUAAGGCACUCGUUGUCUGUUCAGAUGCCAUUUCAAAGCCCAGAAUCUCACUGACGCUUCCUAAUGGGACGUCGAUUAACUUGUCACAUGCAGAAAUCCUCAGGGGUUCCAGCUUCUCCAUCGAGUGCACAGUUGACUCAAUCCCCGGCAAAUUGAAAUUUUAUUUCCUUCAGCAAUAUAAUGGCAAUUCUACAAAAUUAGAAAGCAACCAUUCAGCUUCUUUUAACAUUUCCAAGGCUGAUUAUAAAAACGAGGGCAACUACAGCUGUAGGUAUACAGUGAACCUGAAUGGAACAUACGAGUCUGAUGAGACGGGAUGGAUUCAUGUCACUGUGACAGAUUCAUGGUGGAAACUGCUGCUUUACAUAUUGCUGGCCGGGGUCCCGGUGCUUCUCCUGAUAGUUUUACUGGUUGCCUGCCUAGUCCGCAGAAGAAGAAAACUGGCUGAAAAGCCAAGUGACGUGGUCUUAAAUCAAGUGACUGUUAGAAACAGUUACAUAGACGACGACCAAGAGAGGGACUAUGUAAACGUUGAGCCGGUGAACACCAGCAGUCUGGGAACUGAGGAAGUGGACGAGAAGGACAGUGAUUCACACGACUAUGAAGACCCUUCACAGGAUAAAAAUGACAGCAGUGAUGAUGAGCAUGAUUAUGUUGAUACUAGUAAGGGUCCUGUUGCAGCAAGGAACGGCACAAAAGAACAGAAUGAGGAAGAGGACAGCAGUGAUGACGGGGAGGACUAUGUAAAUCCCAGACUGGGUCCUGUUGCUGCAACAGGGGACGGCACAAAAGGACAGAGUGAGGAAGAGGACAGCACUGACGAUGGGGAGGACUAUGUCAACUUACAGGAACAAAUUGUGGAUAUAUACGGAGAAGACCUGGAUAUUUAUCAAAACCUUUAGACAGUACACUGCAGGAAAAACAUCUUACUCAGUAUUUUGUGUAGUUUCUAGUGCAAAU
Poecilia reticulata (guppy) is the source of this 1423-nucleotide messenger RNA. RefSeq lists its product as uncharacterized. NCBI's taxonomy places the organism in Eukaryota, Metazoa, Chordata, Actinopteri, Cyprinodontiformes, Poeciliidae. The record is from RefSeq and is a predicted model, not a curated record. Gene Ontology annotation, cellular component: membrane.